AUGUCCUUGAGCCCAAAGCACUCCACUCCCUUCUCAGUGACAGACAUCUUGAGCCCGAUGGAGGAGAGCUACCGGAGGUUUGGAGGCAUGGAUCCCGCGGCGGGGAACCUCGGCGCUCCGCUGGGCGCGUACCGGCAGCCGCAGGUCUCCCAGCCCGGCGUGCAACAGCAGCAGCAGCCGCACCCGCACCAUCAUCACCACCACCAUCACCAUCACCUCUCCUCUUCUUCCUCCACCUCAUCCUCGUCCUCUUCCACCCUGGGCCACGCCGGCCCCUAUCACAUGCCGCACGGGGUGCCGCAGUUCUCCGGGGCCGUCGGCGGGUUCUGCAACGGCGGCAUCGGGAACGUCGGAGACCUGCCGUCCUACCAGGAGACGGUGAGGGGCGGAGGGGCGGCCGCGGCGUGGUACAGCAACCCGGAGCCCAGAUACCCCACGAUUUCCAGAUUCAUGGGGCCUUCCACUGGGAUGAACAUGACCGGGAUGGUGGGCAGUCUCGCCGGCAUGGACUCCGCCAAGUCCAUGGUGACGCUGCACGCCGCGCCUCGCAGGAAGCGCAGGGUGCUUUUCUCCCAGGCGCAGGUCUACGAGCUGGAGCGGCGCUUCAAGCAGCAGAAGUACCUGUCCGCCCCGGAGAGGGAGCACCUGGCCGGCAUGAUCCACCUCACGCCGACCCAGGUCAAGAUCUGGUUCCAGAACCACCGCUACAAGAUGAAGCGGCAGGCCAAGGACAAGGCGGCCCAGCAGCAGCAGCAGGACGGCGGCGGCGGCGGCCUGUGCGCAUCGGCCCGCCGCUCCUCCUCCUCUGCGUCUCCGGUCCUCGUCAAGGACGGGAAGGGCUGCCGGAGCGACUCAAGCGGCUCCAACCCGCCCGGGAAUCGGCAGGGCAGCUCGGGCGAGGCCAUGGCGACCCACCAGCACCAGAACCAGCAGGUGAGCCAGCUGUCGUCCACGGAGGAGCUGGAGGACUUGUCUCCCAGUCCGCCGCUGGGACUACACGGUCAGAUCAACAUGACGCAGACGGACGCGGCGCUCAUUGAAUACACCAACAACAUGAUCAGCUCCAAUUUACUGUACGGGAGAACUUGGUAGGAAUAAGGAUCAAAACAGCCGGAAUGAGGCCUGCGCUGUUUUGUUUUCCAAGUGGAUUUUGGAAGAAUACGGAGGACAGUGAGAGAGGUACCAGAAAUUUAAUCGGUUCAAUUCAUGCUGCAGCAUUUU
Messenger RNA from Myripristis murdjan (pinecone soldierfish), 1221 nucleotides. RefSeq names its product NK2 homeobox 4b (gene nkx2.4b). NCBI's taxonomy places the organism in Eukaryota, Metazoa, Chordata, Actinopteri, Holocentriformes, Holocentridae. The coding region runs from base 1 to 1092 and encodes 363 amino acids. Gene Ontology annotation, molecular function: RNA polymerase II cis-regulatory region sequence-specific DNA binding; DNA-binding transcription factor activity, RNA polymerase II-specific. The transcript has 2 exons. Gene Ontology annotation, cellular component: nucleus. Gene Ontology annotation, biological process: regulation of transcription by RNA polymerase II; cell differentiation. The record is from RefSeq and is a predicted model, not a curated record.